Molecule: messenger RNA, 345 nt
Organism: Symbiodinium pilosum
Lineage: Eukaryota; Dinophyceae; Suessiales; Symbiodiniaceae
Source: the annotation of a GenBank genome assembly
AUGAAGCCUGAGGAAGCUGCAGAGCCACUUGUUGAACAGGCAGCAGCGGCAGCAAAGCAGCUAAGUAGCAUGUCGGAGGGAGCAGAUUUGGUGGAGGCGCAGAGGAAGGUUCUGGAAGCUUCGAGAACCGCAGCAGCAGCCAAGAAAGUUCAGAAGUUAGCGAAAAAAGCUGACAAAGAUGUGAAGAAGUCAGGCUUGAAGGAGAAAACCCCGAAAGCCAAAGCCAAGCCAAAUUGCGAGCCAGCAGCAGAGACCGAUGUCGCCCCGCCAACAGCAGCAGCAGCUAGGCCUGCCCGGCUCAGCUGGGCCGAGACGGAUACUAAGCUUGACAAUGUGACAAGUUAG